UGGUAGUUAAUCAAACACGUCAGGCGGUGUUAGAUCUCAAACGAAUUUACAUAUUGGAAUGCUAUGAAAUUUCUUGCUUGUGUCCGACAAGAACUAAACGUUUAUUUAGAAAAGAAUGACAUCCACACACAAAAGUAUCAGUGAUAUAAUAGUCCAGGUACAAGAUGAAGUGCAUCAGUUACGGAAGAAAAUGGAGAGCUAUGAAAGCAGUGCUGGGUGUGAAUCUGACUUCCAUGAAUUGAGUAUUACUUUGAAAAAAGCAGAGGAAGGUCUUCAAGGCAAAGCAGAACAACUUGUUCAGGACUUAAACUCUCAAGUAAAGUUAAUUGGGUCAAAUGUUAAUGACCUGAAGAGAAACAGAACUUUAUCCAGUGAUUCAAUAUCACUAAUCAACAAAAACCUGUUUAUUGGUACUUCAGCUUCACGAGAAACUUUGCUUCCACAAAGACAAUUUUCAAAAUCUUCACCAGGGAUAAAGCUAAAGCAGCAGCUUGCAUUUCAAGCUGCCAUUGACCCUUUCCAUGCAAAAAAUCGCCAUAUACUUUAUGACACUUAUGGCAUACAACUACCUUUGAUUUCACAGAAAAGACAAGGCAAAGAGAUACCUGGUUCAGGGCAAAAAGUUAUCGUUGGUACUACAGUUGAGCCUCUGGUCAGUCUUCCCAAACAGAAUCGCUUUGACCCAUUGAAUAUACCACUUUCAAUCUCUGAGAAAGAUGCCCAAAAGGGAAUCCUUAAUUUAAUUGAGAGAGGUUUGAUACCUUCAGCUGCUCAGUUAAGUUUAGAACCUUCUCCAGUCUCAUUAAAAACUAUUAAACCUUUGGAGGGAAUUAUGACUGAAAAGAAGAAAGUAACUCCUACUUUAUUUGAGUCUCCCAGAAAGAUUUACCCAUAUUUAAAACUCUUCCUAAAAAGUAUCAGUUCAGAUUUCAAAGUGAAUCUGUUGCCAGUUAAAGAUGAUAUCUCAAAAUCUGAAGAGGACAUUUUAACAAAAAGAAAAGGGGUUUCUCUGAAAAUCAUGAACACAGUUGACAAAAAUCAGUUAUGUGGUAUGACUGUACAGAUACCUACUGAAAAUAUGAAAGAUCUGUCACUACAAAGGACUCUUUCAACAACUUUUCCAACACCACCACCAACAACUCCUACCUCUCAUAAAGAAGAUACAUUCUACAAAAUUGCCAUCCAAGAUGGACGUACACGGAGUGACACAGUGGAAUAUUUAGCUUUUAAGGAAACCCAUCAGGAAAACUGGGGGAAAUUUGCUACUUUGUUACAUUUUAUUGAACAGUUCCUAACAGAUUUUUGUAUCCCUUUUGUAUUUGCUGAUGGAAACAAAUUAAAAGAUUUCGUCAAUAGAGUUGGAACUGAAAGAAAACCUGAAGUCAAGGAUCUUAUAAAUAUGUUAAUCAAUCCUAAAACCAUAGAAGAUAUUGUCAAAGUACCUGGUCGUAAAUACUGUGGUCCACAUGGUAAAAUAUAUGCAGCCAUUACUAUACAAAGCAACUGGCGAAGAAUGAAAGACAGAAAAAAAUUCCUUGAGUACCAGCGGAAAAAGUGGGCUUCUAGCAUUGUUGUUGUUGCAUGGACAGUACAUUUGAGAGUUCAGCGAUACAAGGCUCUUUUAAGACAGACAAGAGCAGACAAUAUAGAAGUAUAUAAACUCAAGAUUAAGGCAUUCCGAACUUCAUGGAAACGAAUUCAAAAUUCGAAGCGAGUUGUUAUACAUAUGCCAUCUUUAGGUUAUCCAGAAUAUAUUAGGAACAAUAUAAAUUUUUUUAAUAUUCAAGAAAAUAACCAGAUAUGCAGGAUUUGUGACAUUGUGGAUCCCAAUGUUGAUGUUAUCUACAUUUCCCCAACACAUUUAACUGAAGAGGCUGAACAGUACUAUGGAAAGCUCCUGGCUUUACGACCAGCCAUACUCAGUGGUGAUAUAAACAAAAUCAGUGAUAUGAUGAAACGAGUAACAUUUAUAGUUCCUGAAGUUAUAACACAAUUUUCUAGAAAAAAGAUGUGUCUUGCAUCAAUGCUGAAAUAUAGUCCUCAGGCACUGAAACGAAUAAAAAAUUUAGUGAAAGGUCGUGAAGCAUACAUUGUUCCAGGCAUGGUUUAUAUGGAUGACAUGGAAGUGGCUAAGCAAUUAGACUUAGCAAUUCUUGGUCCUGAUCCUGAAACAGCCCAACUGUAUUCUACAAAGUCAGGAGUCAAGCGAAUUUUUCAGAGUUCUGAAGUAAACAUGCCACCUGGAAUUUUUGAUAUCUAUACUGAAGAGCAGCUUCAUGAGUCUUUGGCUCAAUUAAUUAUUGAAAACUUUACAAUAGGAAGGUGGCUUUUGAAAUUUAACACAACUGUUUCUAGCAAUGGUAUAGCCUAUUGUGAUACUAUGCAUUUGAAAUGCUUUGUUCAAAUCUAUAAAGAAGCAAUUCGAUAUGGAGACAAAUGGACCCAUAAAUGGGCUCAUGAAUCUUCUUUGAAUAUACUUCUCAAUGAACUCCCUGAGUAUCUCAGACACUAUGCAAAUCCAGUAAAUAAGUCCAGAUAUUGUGCCUGGGAAAUAUAUAAAAAAGCUUUUCUUUUAAGAGGAGGAAUUAUUGAAGCAUAUCCUCCCAGUGAUUUCGUCACAGCAGUACAAGUAGAUCUUCUGAUUGCACCAAAUGGAGAAACCCAAAUACUGUGUACUGGAGAUCAAAUUAUAUCUCAAAACCCUUUUGAUCCUUGGGGUUUAUCGGUUCCACAGUGUUCAAUUGAACCACCAAGAAUCAAUUGUGCUUGUCUCAAAAUAGCCAAUUCAUGCAAAGGCAGGGGAAUCUUGGGAUAUGUAACUGUAAUUUUUGCUACAUUCAUUUGUGAACAAACGAAGCAGCAACAGUUGUGGUGUAUUGACAUGAAACUUGGUUACAGUGAUUCCCUUGCCAUGUUUCAACUCAUGAAAUACAUCAGUAACACCUAUCUUGAUAUUGACACGCAUCACCUGAUUGUUGCAGAGACUGAAACUCCAACCAAAGAAGAACUUUCUCGAGAGAAAUGUGUCCCAAGAAAGAAAACUCAAGAAAAGCACUACCGGUACGGUGUGUUGAGUACAAAGUUGUAUCAUUCAAAUUUAUCAAUCAUCCACUACAGUGUAUUUUUCCAAAUGUGCCGAGCUCAUGGCAUUGGCUAUGAUAUCAAGGAAAAACAGGGUACACUAUUCACACUCAUUGAUUAUGCUGCACGAAAUUAUAUUGGAAUGUUGGUCAUUUGUAAGGACUUACGCAAUGGUUUGGCUGCAUUUGCUCGAAACCUCAACACACUACAUGAAGAAGUAUCAUCCCCUAACAUGCAAGGAGAAACUAAUUUCAAGGAGGCCAUUAAUAGCAUUGAAGAAAUUAUUGGAAUAACUGUGCUGAAUGAGCAGGAGGAUAAGAAAACAAAAAAGAAAUGAAAAUUAAUCAGACAAGCACAUUAUUCUAUCAUGCUUAAAUAUUGAAUAUUUCUGAUACAGACCUCAUCAGAAAAGAACAACAUGACAAAACAAAAGAGAAAAACAAAAGCAAAAGUUUGUUUUAGAUUCAGUUUCAGUAUCUAGAGAGAAAAGAAAAGAGAUACAAAACAAUUUGUAUGUUAUAUAAAUUGGGGCUUUAUAUAAAAUAUUGAUAGAUUGCCACCAGAAGAAUUUUGGAAUAUUGUGCCUUAUUUUCUUACUAAUAUUUUGUUACCUUUUGAAAUAUUAAGAAUAAAAAAAAUAUCUAUAUACAUGUAUGUAUAUGUUUCUUU
Octopus bimaculoides (California two-spot octopus) is the source of this 3750-nucleotide messenger RNA. RefSeq names its product IQ domain-containing protein H. The record is from RefSeq and is a predicted model, not a curated record. Lineage: Eukaryota; Metazoa; Mollusca; Cephalopoda; Octopoda; Octopodidae. Gene Ontology annotation, molecular function: protein binding.